This is a messenger RNA of Ustilaginoidea virens, 1572 nucleotides long. RefSeq lists its product as uncharacterized. The coding region runs from base 1 to 1572 and encodes 523 amino acids. NCBI's taxonomy places the organism in Eukaryota, Fungi, Ascomycota, Sordariomycetes, Hypocreales, Clavicipitaceae. Gene Ontology annotation, molecular function: protein binding. The transcript is spliced from 3 exons. The record is from RefSeq and is a predicted model, not a curated record.
AUGUCGAGUUGCGACUGGGUCAGCAAGGCCCAUCGAAAUGAACACAUAGAACAUGCCUCGCAGGAGGCGUCACUGGGUGCUUCUCCUGGGGAAGAGAUACCCAAACGGAAGGCAAACACGUGCCCUUUUCUCGCUCUACCUCCCGAGUUGAUCGAUGCUGUUCUGGCGUAUUUACCUGCGAUACAGCUAUCUGCUAUUGCAGCAACUUGCCGCAAGCUUUACCAGCAAACAACUGCCGACUUCCACUGGCUUCGUCUAGUGCAGCAGAACGUACCUGGUAUCGCCCUGUCUGACCCUGGACCUUGCAAAAGUUUCCGGGAGCUCUACGCUGCACAUGACCCAAUUUGGUUCUUGCCCAAGUAUAAGAUCUGGUUUUGCGACAGGGAUCUGAUGGGUAAGCUGAUUGUCGUACGGUUUGACCCGCGACGAGGUUGCAUCGAAGGCCAUCAACUGUUGGCUGUAAGCAACAGGGACACAUUUGAGCACUGGCCGGCGGAUAGCCACGUUUUAAUUCACGGCUUUGAGCCGCAGGUCAAGUUACAUUUGGACAAACCCGUCCUGCAGUUCAAUAUCCGAGACAAGAAGGAGGUCGGCAAGGCUAACCCAAGAGCCGUCGCUAACCGCUUCGCUGCCGAAGUACCCAUGACGUUUGGAAAUCGAUCAGAUCCCAUGUUCAGCAAUUUCUUGCUCACUCGCCCUUUGGAUCCCGAAACGGCAGAUGCGAGGCUAGCCCUCGCUUAUCCAUAUGAUGGUAUUUGGCCGCCGCCAGCUAUACCAGCUGGUCAUCAUGUGUCUGGUGCCAGAUCCGGGCAAGCUGUUGCUUGCCUUUCGCCAAGUGACUUGCCUCGUUCCAGGGAGGAGAUUUCGGACCAGACCUUCCGUAUUCGGCAGUGGAUGCAGUUGCCGGGGACACCAUCCCCGCCGAGCCUCGUGGGCGGCCAAGCUGGCAAUCUUGCGAGCAUGGUCCGGGUUCUGAAUGGGUUAAGCAACAUGGCCAACGGCGUCACACCGUUGGCUGGCGCUGUUGGCGUUCACAUUGGCGAGGAAAUCACCACUUACUCGACACUAGAACCGGGUCUCUACACACCUACACCUACCAAGCCAUGGCGGGGUAUUUGGGUUGGGGAUUAUAGUGGGCAUGGAUGCGAAUUCCUUCUCAUCCACCAACCCGAAGAUGCUGCCGCAUCAGAUGAGGAGCUAGGGUUGAGGCGAAUCGACGACGAGCCGGAUGAGGUUUGGGAAACGAGAAGAGAGGAAGCUCGCGUGUACCGCGGCCGCCUCGAGGCGAUUAAACUGACUGGAGAUCCGAAUGUUCCACGGGGUGAAUAUACCUUUGUAGCAGAGGACCUUGGCCCAGGAGGUUACAUUGGAGUAGCCACAGAUGCUCCUUUCGCCGGGGCUAGAGUUGUGAAGAGCAGGGGACAUAUAGCCGCAACUGGCUUUGUACGAGACAAGUAUGUUGAAAGCCAGCUUUUACUUAUUGGGCCCAAUCGACUGGCCCAAUAUUGGGUCGGCUUUGGACACAUUAGCUUCUUUGAGAGGGUCCAAGUCGAUGACUUGCUCACACCGUGA